UUGAAGUCGCCCGUAACUCCACUAGACUCGCCCUGCCCUGAUCCAGUCGUUCGAUUUAGCUCAGACGUCCGUUCCUCCACAAGACGCGGCCUGCACAAGACUCGGCCUGCCCCUGCUCCAAUCGUUCGAUUCUCAAUCGUCCGUGCCUCCACAAGGCGACCAAGCAAUUACCUCCACCCUCUCCUUCAGCUCAACUGCGUUGGGUUCCCCUCUACCUCUCCGAUGGCAGAAUCAGAGAAAGACGAUGUUGAGAAUCCUCUACAAAAAGAUGAAGGUACGAAGGCCGCUAUCUCUAUGCCUUCUGAUGAAGCAAUAUUAGCCAUGGUUUUUGAUACCUUGGAAGGAGCUGAAUUGUUUUACAAUGCUUAUGCAAAAAAAAUUGGUUUUGGCAUUCGCAAACGAGAUUCGCGACAGUCGCGUAGUGGACGAAUGCUAAUGCAGAAAUGGGUGUGCUCAAAGGAGGGCUAUCGUCAGAAAAAAUGGAUAAACUAUGCUGCUCGUAUACGCAAGCCUCGGCGAUUGACUAGGGGAGGUUGUGAAGCGAUGUUUCGUGUAAAUCUGGAUCGCGACACUGGAAAAUCUGUUGUCAAGUCACUUGUAUCGGCUCACAAUCAUAAGUUGGUGCCAUCCAAGUAUGUACAUCUUCUGCGUUCCCAUCGUGAAAUCAAAGAAGGUGAUGAAGUUUUGAUUGAGUCGUUGAGUACAGUUGGAGGAAUUGAAGCUGAGAUUGAGGAUACCGACCUCUUCUUCUUCUGUGCGGAGGAAAGGCGCCCUGUAGAAACCGACACCACGGGUUCCCCAGCCGCAGCGAGAAGAAGUGUGAGGCGAACGUCGAUUCAAUGGAGGACGAAAAACUGGGGGAUUGAGAUCGGACACUUGAUUGAGAUCGAAGAUCAGAACUGGAAUCGGAGAAGAGGGUUCUGGAGAAGUAUGCGAUUUAUGGUACCGUACCGUCGAUACGAUCUUGGCUUCCGUGGCGCCGGAGAUGAUCCGGCAGAGGUCGUGUACCUGUCUGCACCGACGGUUCCGAUCAGUCCUGUGGGGUGCCGGGUGUCGUCGUAUAAGGGGGAGGCUGUGGUUGCGGCGGCAGACGAGGGAUCCCGGCGGAUUAAGCACUAUUGGAUUGGAAAACCUAAUUUUAGGAUAAACAAAAUUCACCGACUCCUAAUUGGCAUGGGAACACGGUAA
Molecule: messenger RNA, 1188 nt
Organism: Linum tenue
Lineage: Eukaryota; Viridiplantae; Streptophyta; Magnoliopsida; Malpighiales; Linaceae
Source: the annotation of a GenBank genome assembly